UUUUAAGUGAUGGUGGUCACUAUAGUUUUUCUCAGUUUAGAAAAAAAUUCCAUGCCACAAAUAGUGAGGAUCUUAGUUUUUUUCAAAAUCACUUUGUUUUGAAAAACGUGAUUCAUUUGGUAAAAAAUUGAAAGCCAACUACCAUUAUAGGGCUACUUAAAGCCAACUACGAUUUUAAGGCCACCUGAAGCUAACUACCAUUGUAAGGCAACUUAAAGCUCAAAAUAAGGCAGCUGAGGGCACCGUUUUAGGGCAACUUAAAGCCAACUACGAUUUUAAGGCCACCUGAAGCUAACUACCAUUGUGAGGCAACUUAAAGCUCAAAAGAAGGCAGCUGAGACAAAAACAGAGUACAUCGGUAACUACCAUUUUAGGGCAACUUAAAGCCAACUACGAUUUUAAAACCACCUGAAGCUAACUACCAUUGUGAGGCAACUUAAAGCUUAAAAUAAGGCAGCUGAGACAAAGACAGGGUACAUCGGUAAAAUCUUGCUCUUUAUUUAUUCUCACUCGAGAAGUCUCCGAAACUCAAAAUUCAACGGAAAAGAAGUAGGAAGAGAGGAGAGAUGGCGAGCAAGAUUCUGGUGAUCGGGGCGACCGGUUACAUAGGAAGAGUGUUCGUCAAGGGAAGCGUCGAGUCCGGCCACGCCACUUCCGCUCUGGUCAGAGAAUCCUCUCUCUCCGAUCCCGUUAAGGCCAAACUCGUCCAGAGUUUCCAAGACCUUGGUGUCACCAUACUCUACGGAAGCGUAAAUGAGAAAGAGAGCUUGGUGAAAGCGAUCAAACAAGUAGAUGUCGUGAUUUCUGCUCUUGGUCGAACUCAGAUUCUAGAUCAGGUCAACAUCAUCGACGCCAUCAAAGAAGCUGGAAAUGUCAAGAGAUUCUUACCUUCGGAAUUUGGAAAUGACGUAGACCGUACGGUGGCCAUCGAGCCGACGUUAUCGGGAUUCAUCAUGAAAGCUCAGAUACGUCGCGCCAUAGAGGCCGCGGAGAUACCUUAUACGUAUGUUGUCUCAGGUGGCUUUGCUGGCUAUUUCGUACCUAGUUUGGGUCAAUGCCACUUGGGACUCAGAACUCCUCCUACAGACAGAGUUUCCAUCUUCGACAGUGGCGAUGCAAAAGCUAUUAUCAACACAGAAGAGGACAUUGUUGCCACUACAAUGAAAGCUGUUGAUGACCCGAAAACACUUAACAAGAUUCUCUACAUCCAUCCACCCAAGAACAUUGUCUCGCAGAACGAUAUGGUCAGUUUGUGGGAGAGAAAGAUCGGUAAGACUCUGGAGAAAAUCUAUGUUUCAGAGGAAGAACUUCUCAAAAGCAUCCAAGAGGCUCAGGAUCCAAUGGAUGUUGUGAUGGGUUUGAUCCAUGCAAUACUAGUGCAAGGUGAGCUUACCUCCUUCACUAUAGACCCUUCUGUUGGAGUGGAAGCUUCCGAGCUUUACCCUGAUGUCAAGUACACCAGUCUCGAUGAGUUUCUCAACCAGUUUGUUUGAGAACAAACAACCUCUUUAUGUUGCAUGUAUGUUUUAAUAAUCUGAGAUCGAUUACAUUCUGUUAUAAUGUAAGUCUCCGUGGAGAGUGUCAUAUAUAUAUGAUGUCCAUCCUUAUCUAUAGGAUUGGAUAUACACAAAUCAGAUACAUGUUUAUC
Messenger RNA from Raphanus sativus (radish), 1648 nucleotides. RefSeq names its product isoflavone reductase homolog P3-like. The transcript is spliced from 5 exons. The coding region runs from base 567 to 1493 and encodes 308 amino acids. Gene Ontology annotation, molecular function: oxidoreductase activity. The record is from RefSeq and is a predicted model, not a curated record. Lineage: Eukaryota; Viridiplantae; Streptophyta; Magnoliopsida; Brassicales; Brassicaceae.